Molecule: messenger RNA, 2724 nt
Organism: Rotaria sordida
Lineage: Eukaryota; Metazoa; Rotifera; Eurotatoria; Philodinida; Philodinidae
Source: the annotation of a GenBank genome assembly
AUGGCCAUAUUAUCAAAGUAUAAAUUAGAAAAAUAUGAAUUCGGUACUCAUAUUCAGAAAAAACAGCAACUGUAUGGACUAUCGGGAAAAAUGAUAUACGAAGGUGGAUGGACAUCAGGAAGAACAGAUGCAAUAAUUAUUGUUGAAAUGAAUGAAAUGAUCCCUGAACGUGAAGCUCGUUUUUAUUUAGAAGUGAAUGAUCAUCGUAAUAUUAUUCGUACAUAUGGUUAUGUUGAAAAUACUUUAAAUUUAACAAUAUUUAUACAAGAAUUUGCAGAACUGGCAGAUUUAGCUGGUGUAUUAAUGGAUAAUCAAAUUCCAAUAUCUCAAACGAUAUUAGUUGAAAUGUUUUUACAGAUUGCUGAUGCUAUGAGUUAUAUUGCAAGUAACAAGAUUGUACAUUGUGAUUUAGGUUGUCGAAAUGUACUCGUUUUUCGAUUGGAUUCAUUUGAAGCAAAAAAUAAUUUAGUUAAAAUAACUGAUUUUGGUCUUGCACGUUGGAUUGAACAACCUCCUCCUAAUGAAAAAGAAUUAAAGAUACCAAUUCGAUUUUGUGCACCUGAAAUUCUUCGAAAUAAUCAUCACUCCAAUUAUUCGGAAAAAUCUGAUGUAUACUCUAUGGGUGUUUUAAUGUGGGAAGCUUUAUCAAACAGUGAAAUUCCCUAUUCGUCCAUUGCUGAGGAUGAUGAUGUCAUACAAAAGAAAUUAAACAAUGAGAAACUUAAAAAGCCAACUGAUUGUGAUCAUCAACUUUGGGUACUCAUGAAUAAAUGUUGGCAUGAGGAUCCGGAACAGCGACCUACAUUCGACGAAAUCAACAAUAAAUUAUCAUACAUGGAAGUUUCGAAGGUACAACAUCAGCAAACAUCUGAUGGAUCCUAUAAGACACGAAUAAAAUAUGAUUAUAAACUUAAUGUUCAUGUACAAAUAAAAGGUUCGUCGAAUCGUCAAUUGCCUGCAAUUCAUCAAGCAGAAUGGAAAACAGAUGAAACAUCAUCCAUUGUUUUGAUCGAGAAGACAGAAGAGUUAUCAGAGAGUGAAAAAUUAUUGUAUACUACAUACAACAAACAUGAUCAUAUUGUUUACACAUAUGGUUUUGUUGAAAAUAAUCGUGGAUCAAUAAUGAUAUUACAAGAGAAAGCACCUCAUGGUAAUCUUCGAGAACUACUCGAUAGUAGUCAAUUCAAUCCAUCACCACAAGUUCUCAUCGAAAUUUUCAGUCAAAUUCUUAAUGCUAUGAUUCAUAUUACUGAUCAGGAACUAGUACAUGGCGAUUUACGUUGUGAAAAUGUUCUUGUAUUUAAAAUGGAUUCAUCAGAGCCCAAAAGAAACCUUGUUAAACUAACAAACUUUAGUUUGGCACAUGAAAACGAUCCAGCACUUGUUGAUGAUAGACGACUUACUAUUUCAGUACGAUAUUGUGCUCCGGAAAUUAUUCGAAGUGCAGGUCGAUCAAAUUACUCUGAUAUGUCGGAUGUUUAUUCAAUGGGUGUUUUAAUGUGGCAAGCUUGCUCGAAUGGAAAACUUCCAUAUGAAUCUUCAACAAAAACCAGCGAAGUUCGACAACGAAAAUUGAAUGGCGAAAUAUUACCAAAACCAUUCAUGUGUGAUAAGCAAAUAUGGGACAUUAUGAAAGAUUGUUGGCUUAAUGAACCAAACAUACGAUUUAAUUUUAAAGAGAUGAAACGUCGGUUUUCGAACAUUAAUCACGAUAUGAUGUGUCCGAUUGAUCAUCCAGUUUCAACGAGAAGAGUACGUGAGCAUUUAAUACAAUACUAUGCUCCAGAAAUUUGCCGAUUUGACAAUCAAUCAAAAUAUACUGAAUUCUCUGAUGUUUAUUCAAUGGGUAUAUUGAUGUGGCACGCUUGUUUGAAUGGAACAAUACCUAUUAAACGCCGUACAACUAAUGGUGAUAUUCAACAAAAACCGAAAGACUGUAAUGAUCAACUAUGGAGUGUCAUCGAAAUGUGUUACUGUGAUGAACCGACUAUACGACUGAGGUUCAGAGAAGCGAACACUCAGCUUUUGAAAAUCAGUUUUGAUGAAACUAGACCAAUUUUUACUAAUGAUGAUGAUGAUGAUGAUGAUACAAUUUCAAAGACUCCAAAAAAGCUUACUUCAUCUGAAAUACGCAUUCAUUUUACUCGAUGUAAAUAUUGUGGUGAACGAUGUCUUGGCAGCCAAUUAACAGAACAUAAGCAAACAUGCUCAUCAAGAACUCGACCCAUUUUUAUUGCUCAUUGUGAUUAUUGUGGCCAACAAUGUCUAAGCGAUGAAAAACUAGCUCAUGAGCAAUCUUGUCCAAUGAAAAUUCCAGCUACUGUGCAUCAAUCUCCAAAGUUAGUUCGUUCAAAAGAUAACAAUAAUGAUGCUGGUCGAAACCGAAGACGUGAAAAUAAAACUCAUGAUAGACCGAUUCGAAUAAAUCAGGAAACUGUUGCUUCAAAUCCUCAACAAUUUGUUCGUCUUACUCAAUGCAGAUAUUGUCAUCGUGAAUAUCCUUCAGCUGAUAUUCGAAAGCAUGGACAAUCCUGCCCAUUGAAGCCUCCUCGGAUUAAUCCACCAGAUCCACUACCAGUCAAUGCUACAUGCAGAUAUUGCUAUGGACAGUUACCACAGAAUGCAAUUCAAGCACAUGAGAAUACAUGUCGGCCAUCACCACCGACAAGAUCACUCAUGGAUCGGUUAUGUUUAUGGAUUAGUUGUUGCUGUGGAGAUAACUGA